AUGGUCCAACCCGCAGGGGACGGCGUCCCACUCUUCUAUGCUUCAGCAGUGCUGUUGGCCCUAAGUUGGCUCACAUUCAUUACAAGGGUAGGAGUGCGGAUAUGGAGAAACGCCUUGGGUUUGGAUGACUACUCGAUGUUUAUAGGUCUCCUGCUCUUCACGGUUACAAGCAGCCUAUGUAUUGUCUGCUGCUUCUAUGGGUCCGGCCAGUUUGCUGCCGCCCUGAAGACUAGUGAUAUUAUGUAUGGAACCAAGCUCUUCUUCAUCGCCGAGUUCUUCUACGCCUCCGGCGCCGUCGUUAUCAAGUGCAGCAUCGCCAUAACUCUCCUCCGUAUUGCCGAAUCCCGCCGUAACUUUUUGUGGACUAUCUGGGGCAUCAUGAUCGUCACUGCCAUUUCUGCCGCCAUAUUCAUAAUUGGUAUCGCUAAUAUCUGUCAUCCGAUUACUACGUUAUGGGGUGAAACUACUACCGGUUCAUGCAAUCUCAAGCUGAACAGCGAUGUUAGCUUCUUCUUUUCUGCUAUUGAGAUUGCAACGGACUGGUCUUUGGCAAUCUUGCCUGCGGUCUUGUUGUGGAAUGUUCAGAUGAACAGUAGGGUCAAGUUCUCGGUGGCUGUAAUUCUUGGGCUGGCUGCUUUCAACCCCGCAGAAUUCAUGUUCAGCACCGGCAAAAUCGGCUUCUGGUCCGUAAUCGAAGAAGGCAUCGGUAUCAUCGCCGGCUCGCUUCCCGCUCUACGCCCUCUCCUCUCCCUCCCCUUCCUCGGCCGUAUCACCACCACUAAAUCCAGCGGCCCCGCUUCGGGCAGUAGAGGCAGCAGAUUGAAACAAUCGAGGAGUGGACAUCAGGUGUUAGGUUCGAAUGUUAAGAUGGAUAAUUUUCAGCAACUAGGAGAUAGGGAUAGGGAUGGGGAUAGCCAGAAACAUAUCUUGAAGGAAACGUAA
This is a messenger RNA of Venustampulla echinocandica, 942 nucleotides long. RefSeq lists its product as uncharacterized. The record is from RefSeq and is a predicted model, not a curated record. NCBI's taxonomy places the organism in Eukaryota, Fungi, Ascomycota, Leotiomycetes, Helotiales, Pleuroascaceae. Bases 1 to 942 code for a protein of 313 amino acids. The transcript has 4 exons.